AUGAAUAAGUACAUGAGUUCGAGCAGCACCAUUUUGAAUAACAGGAAGAAUUUAGAGAACGCCAUAAAAACGAAUCUGUUGACGGAAAAAACUAUCGAGGGAAGUAAAAAUACAAAAAAUGAAGAAAUUUACGCCGAAAUAAAAAAGAAUUUGUUAAAAUUAGAGAAGGUAUUUCUAGACAAUGUCCUUUUACAAGUGAAAAAGAAAACCACGGCUGGCACGAAAAACUCCAUUGAAAAAUCAGCCAUAAACGAAUUAAACAAAUACAAGAAAAAUAUCGAAUUGUUAAAAAGCAAAGUAAGCAUAGAAGACAAUACGGACAAAAUAGUCAAGCUAGAAAAUAAACUGAAAGAAAAUGAAGAAAUUUUACAAAAAUUGAAUAAUGAUAAGGAGGCGCUGGAAAACAUUUCCAAGCAACAACUAAAAGCGAUAGAUGAAAUUUGCCUAAACGAAACGCAACUGUCCAUACAAACAAAAUAUGAAGAAAUCAGACAAUUAAAAGAAGAACUGAUGAAAUUAAAAAAUACCUAUCUUGAAAAUGAAAACAUUUUGAAAAAAAAACAAGAACAGCUAAUCAACAUAGACAGUCAAUUAAAGAAAAAAAUUUUCGCCAUUAGAAACGCGAAAAGUAGCAGCAACUGUAGCAGCGUCAAUGCUAGCAGUGGCAAUGCAUCCACAGUGAAUAACAAUAAGACUAUCUCGAAUUACCAAAUACAAACGUUGAAAGCCCAAAUAGAUAUGAUAAAUGAUAAUAUAAAUGCCGACACGCAGGGCUAUGAGGAAAAAAUAUCCGAACUUGAGAGCAACAUAAAGUCGUCUGAGAAUGACAUUGAAUUUUUAAAUUCGCAAAUCGGAGAAAUAAAAAAGAACAUUGAGAAUGUCAGAUUGGAGAUAAAAAAAAUGAGAAAACAGAAAAAGGAAAAGUAA
Messenger RNA from Plasmodium inui San Antonio 1, 927 nucleotides. RefSeq lists its product as hypothetical. The coding region runs from base 1 to 927 and encodes 308 amino acids. NCBI's taxonomy places the organism in Eukaryota, Apicomplexa, Aconoidasida, Haemosporida, Plasmodiidae. The record is from RefSeq and is a predicted model, not a curated record. The transcript is spliced from 2 exons.